AUGACUGCGCCUAAACUGCCGGGGGCCGGCCCAGCCCGAUGGCGCGGGGAGUACGGCAUCACUGUUUCACUUAAUACAGCCGCGCACAGCGGGUGCCUUUUGAGCAGCACCAGACUCUUUGGUUUCAACCGUAUUGAACAAUGUGCCGGCGGUCACGGCCAACCGCCUCCUGGAUGGGGAUCCCGGGGCUCAACUCACCAGUAUUUAAUGACACUGGCGGAAAUGGCCCAAUGGCACAGUCAGUGGAGCCCGUCUAUCACAACUAUCGCCUUCAAUGCGCCAUCAUCAUCAUCAUCCUCAUCCUCCUCCUCCUCCUCCUCCUCAUCAUCAUCAUCAUCAUCGACAGCAUGA
Opisthorchis viverrini is the source of this 351-nucleotide messenger RNA. RefSeq lists its product as hypothetical. The coding region runs from base 1 to 351 and encodes 116 amino acids. NCBI's taxonomy places the organism in Eukaryota, Metazoa, Platyhelminthes, Trematoda, Opisthorchiida, Opisthorchiidae. The record is from RefSeq and is a predicted model, not a curated record. The transcript is spliced from 2 exons.